Messenger RNA from Microthlaspi erraticum, 522 nucleotides. The record is from the annotation of a GenBank genome assembly. NCBI's taxonomy places the organism in Eukaryota, Viridiplantae, Streptophyta, Magnoliopsida, Brassicales, Brassicaceae.
AUGACUCAGACCAACGCCGAAGACGGAGCCGGAGCUGGUGGUGCCGCAGCGGCAGAGCCACCUCUGAACAACGAAAUGAUGUUUCAAAGGAGCCUGAGCGGGAACACCAGUUUUUCCAAGGACGACGAGAUGACUCGUACAGCGCUUGCAGCGUUUAGAGCCAAAGAGAGUGAGAUCGAGAGGAGGAAGACGGAGGUUCGUGAAAGGGUCCAGGCUCAGCUUGGUCGCGUCGAAGAAGAAACUCGACGCCUCGCCACCAUCCGCGAGGAGCUUGAAUCUAUUACAGAUCCUAUGAGGAAGGAAGUUUUGCUGCUUCGUAAAAAGGUUGAUAGCGUUUACAAAGAGCUCAAACCAUUGAGUUACUCUGUUCAAAAGAAGCAAAAAGAAUACAAAGAAGCAGUUGAUGCAUUCAACGAGAAGAAUUUGGAGAAAAUUCAGCUGGUCACCAAACUCAUGGAUUUGGUUGGAGAAAGCGAGAGUGUGAGGAUGAAUAAGCUCGAAGAGCUGAGCAAGAGCAUUUAG